GGACAAUGGCUUUUAAAAGAUGAGAGUUAGGGUCGAUAAUGGAAUGAUUUGUUGGCACUGUUUGCAAUUCCAAAUUUGAAAAACAAAAAUCCCCCCAAUUCCUAUAUCAAAUCCCAUUGGUUCAAAAGAAAUUGUACAAUGUCUUGCUCUCAUUAGCCUGUGCUAGGGUUAUAAAUGUUGGCACACGGGCACUCCAUUACCACACACAAAUUUCCGAAACAAAACAGAAAAACUAACAACUUUUCUCAAAAUGGUUGGCAUGUGGUCUCUAUUCCGUGAAAUAGACCAGAGGAAAACUACAUCGACCAUCAAGGCUAGAGCAAUCCGGGUUUACCGAGAGCCGGCUCACGACUGCUUUCCCGAGUCGUUGGAAGUCGUCUUUCAUGACGAAGAGGGCUCCAAAAUGCAUGCACACAUUCCGGACAAGUUCAGUUUAUCAACAAGUUCAUUGGAAUAUUUAAGGAGGGGAGAGUAUUCGCUGUCAAGAACUUUAUGGUCGAGGAAAAUUAGAUGUUUUUCAAAACUUCCACGAGCGCUUAUAGGCUUUGUUUCUUUAACAAAAGUGCCGCAUUUGAGAUCAAAGGAGUCCCGUUCCCUAUAAGGACUUUCAUUGCAAGCACAAGACAACAUCGAUGAGAAAUAUGGAAUUGGUGCACCACAAGUUUGUCUAAAACACAUAAUUUUAAUUCUCGGUUUUGUACAUUAAUUAAUUCUUCUAUGUACAUCUAUGUAUAUGUGUAUAGAUAUAAUAGGACAAGUUGUUUACGACAAGGACCCAAAGACCAUUUUGAAGAAUGAAAGGCCAAAGAAGUUAAUGGAAUUGAUUUUGGGUGACACGGACGGAAACGUUAUAGCAUGCACUCUCUGGGGACCAAUGGUUGAAAUGUUGUUGACGUAGAAGCACACUACGUCCGAUCCUAUAGUUAUGCUGCUGUAAUGUUGCAGGGCACGCAAGUAUCAAGGCCAUGUUCACGUUUCCAACAUGUUCAACACAACAAAAGUGAUUUUCAACGGAACAGAGGACGAGUUGGUGGAAUUCAAGUCUAGGAUGACUGAAAGGUCGGGUCAGGGUUUAAGCUUUACUAUAACUUCGGAUAACUCCAACGAAGUUGAUGUUGCGAGCGGGCAGCAGGAUUUAAUAACUAUUGAAGCUCUCUGCAAACUAGAGGAGCGAAACUUUGGACCUCACUACUUUCCAUCUAAGAUUAACUCUUUGAUCGACAUAAAGGCUUUGUUCAAGGUUAAGUUUAAGAGAGAGAGCAGGAGUUUUAAAGGAAACCAGACAUUCAGCGUGAUAAAGAUAAACACCGAUCCCAAAGUCCUGGCACUCUACUCGGAUAAGAUAAACCCUGCAGAGGAGGAGGAUGAAUUUACAAGGUUGGCAAAAGAGUUUUCUGGGACUGAAGAGGCUGGACCCUCACAGAAAUCUGCGCACACCCCUUUGAUCACUAAGGAGAGAAGGCAGGCUUUGGAAGUUGACACAGAGAGGCUCAAGUGUGACCUGUUCGGAGAUUCGGCCUCGAUGUCAACUAAGAAGCUCAAGGGAGUGAAGGCAGAAAAGUGAUGAAGAUAAAGCACAGGGCAACGUUUAGACUAACUAUUUCCUAUGUUGUCCUAUGGCGUGUGUAUUUCAAUUUUAGACUCCUUAUGGUCUUGGGGUUGCCUACGGUUUUUGUGGGCAGCAGAACGUUUGUCACCCAUGACUCCUUAUGGUCUUGGGGUUGCCUACGGUUUUUGUUUUUCGUUGUUUUGAUGCCAUGGACUUGGCAAAUAAGGAGUGCCUAUCAGGUGUACUACAAAUGCAUAUCUAUAUAAAUAUUUUGUCUCUUUUGUUUA
Messenger RNA from Cuscuta europaea, 1836 nucleotides. The record is from the annotation of a GenBank genome assembly. NCBI's taxonomy places the organism in Eukaryota, Viridiplantae, Streptophyta, Magnoliopsida, Solanales, Convolvulaceae.